CAGUUUCGCGACGCGGCAGUAGGGCAGACUCAUAAUUACGUAAGCACUUCAGUGACUGAGGCUCUUCCUUAAUAACAAAUUGUAUUAAAGUUAAUUUGUGCCUUUUCACCACCAUGGAUUCAAAAACCACGAAAGAACCAGAGAAGCACUGCGUCCUGUGCUGCCAAGAAGUCGAAAUCUUCGCCUUAGGAAGAUGCGACCACCCGGUUUGUUACCGCUGCUCCACCAAAAUGAGGGUGCUGUGCGAGCAGAAAUACUGCGCCGUCUGCCGGGAGGAGCUCGACAAGGUGGUGUUUGUGAAAAAACUGGAGGCCUUCUCGUGUCUGCCCUACCAGCAGUUCUCCUGUGAGAAGAAGCAUGAUAUCUAUUUCAGUGAUGACAGGAUCUAUGCCCAGUACAGGCAUCUUCUGUUGCCAGAGUGUCUCCGCUGUUCAGAGCCCAAGGUCUUCUCCAAGUUUGAGGAGCUGGAUUACCACAUGAGGAAGCAGCACGAGCUCUUCUGUUGCAAGCUCUGCACCAAGCAUCUCAAGAUCUUCUCCCAUGAGCGCAAGUGGUACACCCGCAAGGAACUGGCACGUCACAGAGUACAUGGAGACCCAGAUGACACCAGUCACAGGGGACACCCGCUCUGCAAGUUCUGUGACGACCGUUACCUUGAUAAUGAUGAGCUGCUGAAACACUUGCGCAGGGACCACUACUUCUGCCAUUUCUGUGAUGCAGACGGUUCCCAGGAAUAUUACAGUGAUUACCCGUAUCUGAGCGAGCACUUCCGACAGAGUCACUAUCUGUGUGAGGAGGGCCGCUGUGCCACAGAACAGUUCACCCAUGCAUUCCGCACCGAGAUCGACUACAAGGCCCACAAGGCUGCAGAACACAGCAAGAACCGAGCAGAGGCUCGACAGAACCGCCACAUCGACCUGCAGUUUAACUAUGCCCCGAGACAACAGAGGAGAAAUGAAGGCAUGGUGACAGGUGAGGACUAUGAGGAGAUGCGUCACAGUCGUGGAGGAAGAGGAGGAAGGCCUCAGGGGGGACAGAAGAGCUGGAGGUACUCCCGAGAGGAGGAGGACAGGGAGGUGGCAGCCGCUAGGAGGGCAUCCCUGGCCAUGCAUCGACAGGAGGAGAGAGGGGCGGUGCAGGAGAGGAGCGCUCCCAAACACUGCAGAGAGGAGAGGCCGGAGAGAACAGAACCAGAAGAGCCCAGACACAGGACCGGAAACAUCAAACCAACAAGCAAACCUCCAGUAAGAACGAUGAAGAGCAGUAAUCCAGAAGAAGAUGACUUCCCAGCUUUGGGAGCCACAGCUGCCCCAUCCAUUGUAAAGCCAGCUCCUGCGGCGGUAACAGCUCCCCGUGCGGCUUUGAAGGAAGAUGACUUCCCCAGCCUGUCAGCUGUUGCUCUUACAUCCCCCAUGACCCCGGCUUACUCUGCACAACCCAAGAAGACCUCCUCUUUUCAAGAGGAGGACUUCCCCGCUCUCGUGUCCAAAAUCCGGCCCCUCAAAACUGCAUCCGGCACCAAAUCUGCGUGGUCCAACCAUACCGCAGUAGCUAAACCCACCACUCAUCCUCCUCCUUCGUCCAGACCUGCCCCUCCUCUUUCAUCUGCCUCCUGUGGCCCUCAGCUACUCUCCUCCUCAACCACCUCAUCCUCACGGAAGAAAAAGAAAGUUGGGGAGAAUGGGAAAGCGACAUGUACACGGUCCCCUCCUUCUUCUGAUGAAGAUAUCAAAGGAAUGACACAGCAGGAGUUCCGUUCAGUGCCCACCAUGUUGGAUAUCUCCUCUCUGCUCACCGUUAAAGGAGGCAACAGCAAACCCCCUACUGUGACCUCCAAACCUCCAAACCCAAACCCAACCCCUAACCCCAGCACUGAUCCUCCUACCUCUAAAGCCAGCAAGAAGAAAAAACAGCAGAAGAACCCGGCUGCUCCCUCUACGUCUGUGUCUUCAGCGUCAGGGUUGACGCAGUCUGUAAGUGCAAUCUCAGUGGAAACUGCAGCGCAGAAGGAGAACGUCCCUGAGAAAACUUGGAACAAACCCCUUUCCGAUCCUGUGACAGCGGCGCUGACGAGUGGAUUGGCUAAUAGCCACCCUGAGAAAUCCCCACCUGUUGGUAAGGAGGCAGUCACGGUGACCCCUCCUCCCAGCACAGACCCUCCUCUUCAACAGGAGGAAGAGUUCCCUGCUCUCAUGACCAAGAACCCACCACCAGGCUUCAAGACCCCCUUCCCGUUGAAGGCCUCAGCUCCUGCUCCAUCCUCCGCUCUGCCCCCCCCUCCACCCGGGCUGGGAAUCUCAGCCACUAAACCUCCCCCAGGAUUCACUGGCAUCCCCCUCAACAGCAAUGUGGUGGAGCCUGCUCCUCCUGCCGUCAACCUGCCCCCCAAGUUGUCCAGCAGUGGUUACCUGGUGCCAGAGGACUUCCAUCAGAGGAACCUGGAGCUGAUCCAGUCCAUUAGAAAGUACCUCCACAACGAUGAGUCAAAGUUCAACGAGUUCAAAAACUACUCUGCACAGUUCAGACAGAGUGUGAUAUCAGCAGCCCAGUACCACCGCAGCUGUAAGGACUUGCUUGGGGAUGACUUUAACUGCAUCUUCCACGAGCUGCUGGUCCUCUUGCCAGACACUGGCAAGCAGCAGGAGCUCCUCACUGCCCACGGAGACUGCAAAGCACUGGAGAAACAGUCAGGCGCUGGAGGAGGAAAGAAAAACAAGAACAAGAAGAACGCCUGGCAGGUGCCGACCACGGUGGCAAACGCAGCAGCAGCUGAGCUGGAGUGCCGGGUGUGCCCCAUUUGCAGACAGGUAGUUGCACCUAAAGACUUCAACUCCCACAAGACCCUGCACAUCAGGGACAACGAGGAGUUCCCUUCCUUGCAGUCAAUUAGCCGCAUCAUCAGUUAGCCCCUGUUUUGUUUUUUCCCUCUCCUCCGUUUGCCAUUGUGGGGAAACUUUUCAGUUUCCCCUGCAGCAGCCAGUGUGGAACGCAGUGGCCUGUUUCCUGUGUGACCACUUCCCAGUGGAGAUCGGGCCUUAUAUCUAUUCUUGGAAUUUAAGAUGGUUUAUGGUGUUAUUUUUGUUUUUUUUUAUGGGGAUCCUGUCGAUAGGUUUGUGUGAAAGGUUUCACACUUUAGACAUGCAUGAUUGCCCCAUCUCAACUCCGUUUCCACUUACAUCCUUUGAGGACGUCUCCAGCUGGCACUGGCUACGUCCAACUAGUCAGUUUAUUUAAGGAAUAAGGAGAGACAAGCAAAGGCUUUGCUCAAAUGCAUUGCUCCUUAAUACAAAAAUUGUAUUAAUUUAAAUUUUUUUUACCUUGCUUUGCAUUUUCACUUCAAGAGAAGAUGAAAAAAUGUAUUUUGUUAACAUCAAAGGUGAUGAAAUAUGUAUAAUUUCCCCAGCGGGGCUGCUUGGUUAAAUAACAAAAUAAACACAAACAUGUUCGGUUCAAGCAUUUAGCUCCAUAUUUAUUUAAGUGUAACUGAUUUUAAUUGUCCGUUGCUACAUGCUGAGUGUGUGAGUAAAUCGACUGUCAGAGGCGUCAUGUACUGUAGGAGGAUGGGCGACUGCUUCAGGAAUUAGAACAAAUAUUGGUUCAAAGUUUGAAUGGUUUUAAUGCAUCUUGGUUUAUUGGCUGAUUGAUGGAUUGGUUAAUCCAAGCCGUGGUAUUGCACUUUCAAAUGGAUACUAAGCUAUGAAAGAGUGUGUCCUUUUUUUCCACAGUCGUGUUAAAAUAAUAUAAUCUGCUUUUUAAGGAUCAAUGGGACAAUAAACCACUGCGGUUUCUGGGUUUUCAUUUUAUAGUCUCCAGGUUUUAUUAGCAUAACAUUUCUUUGAGUUAUCGUGAAGAAACUCCUAUUGCUUUCAAAAUGCGUGCAACACAAAGAAGCAUUGUCAUUCCAACCCCAACACGCUCGCCACUCUGCCUCUGUUUGAAUUCCAGCUCUGACACAAUGGGCACGUUUACUUUGUUUUGUUAGUUGGUAACAUCCAACACACAAUCUGUUCAUCUUCUCUCUCAGGACUCUUAGCUGUCUGGGUGUGCGUCUGUCUUGUGUGUCUGAAUGAAAGUGUGUGUAUACAGAGUUUGUCUGUACAUCACAGCUUACUCUUUCUGUCUGGCUUCAAUAAAGCUGUGUCUGUCA
Molecule: messenger RNA, 4147 nt
Organism: Micropterus dolomieu (smallmouth bass)
Lineage: Eukaryota; Metazoa; Chordata; Actinopteri; Centrarchiformes; Centrarchidae
Gene: znf598
Product: zinc finger protein 598
Exons: 12
Coding region: 114-2906 (930 amino acids)
Biological process (GO): protein ubiquitination; rescue of stalled cytosolic ribosome
Molecular function (GO): ribosome binding; ubiquitin protein ligase activity
Source: RefSeq, a predicted model, not a curated record